Messenger RNA from Arvicola amphibius (Eurasian water vole), 1087 nucleotides. RefSeq names its product cytochrome b5 type B. The transcript is spliced from 5 exons. Lineage: Eukaryota; Metazoa; Chordata; Mammalia; Rodentia; Cricetidae. The record is from RefSeq and is a predicted model, not a curated record. Gene Ontology annotation, cellular component: intracellular membrane-bounded organelle; mitochondrial outer membrane. Gene Ontology annotation, molecular function: heme binding. The coding region runs from base 82 to 522 and encodes 146 amino acids.
CGGCGAGGGCCUUGCGCGGGCCGGGCCUGAAGGAAGUUAGCCGGCGAAUCCCGGAUAGCGGUGGAGAGGGAUCCGGACCCCAUGGCGACCCCAGAGGCCAGCGGCAGUGGCGGGAAUGACGAGGGCUGCGACUCCUCCGUCACCUACUACCGGCUGGAGGAGGUGGCGAAGCGAAACUCCGCGGAGGAGACGUGGAUGGUGAUCCACGGGCGAGUCUACGAUAUCACCCGCUUCCUCAGUGAGCAUCCCGGUGGGGAAGAGGUUCUGCUGGAACAAGCUGGUGCUGAUGCAACAGAAAGCUUUGAAGAUGUUGGCCACUCCCCUGAUGCCAGGGAAAUGCUAAAGCAGUACUACAUUGGUGAUGUCCAUCCGAGUGACCUUAAACCUAAAGGUGGUAAAAAGGAUCCUUCAAAAAGCAGUACAUGCAAAAGUUGCUGGGCAUAUUGGAUUCUCCCUGUGGUGGGCGCCAUUCUUGUAGGGUUCCUGUAUCGUCACUUCACGACCGACAGCAAAUCCUCCUGAGGCGACCAUGUUGGAGUGUGGGAGCCCACGCUCCUGGAGCGAGAAGUAGACACUUACUGUGGGGGCUGCAGCCAUGCUCCCUCCUUCAAUCCUGCCAGUUGCUUUCCUCCCCACUUGGAGCCAAGAUGGUUGACCAGAUAUCUAUCUUCCUCAGUCUAGGACCAGGGUCCUUCACCAGCCAGAGCCUGAUGCCCGAAGCACCUACUCACAUUGUGUCCUGGCUCCCACUUGUUUCCUUCAUUUCAAGAGUUUAUGCUGUGAUUAGAGUUCCGAUGUUGUAGUGACAUGGCCUUUGGGGACAAUACACGAUUUCUCUCACUUUGACUUCGUGUUAGAUAUAUCUAAGGGAACAGCACUCUCUAAUUUUGAAUCUUUUCCCGUUUUUCUUUUAAGUAAAUUUAUUUUUUAAUUCUGAUUUAAUUUUGUCUUUAUCAUAAGGAGUUUAAUUCAUGAAGUUAAGGUAUGUCUCUCUUAUUUUAAACACAGCUACCAAAUGAUCUUAUUUAUGAUUAUUAAAAGUAAGGGCCCAAAAGAUAUGUCUUUGGAUAAAAGCAAUUGCCACAAA